AUGAUAAUAACAAUAAUAGUUAACGUGGGGGAUGACUGUCCGGCAUUUGACGGGCUGUUAGAAUAUUGUCAACGAGCUACAGGGGGGUCUCUUGCCGUGAAUUGGGCGGGUGGUUUACAUCACGCUAAAAAACAAGAGGCUAGUGGGUUUUGUUAUGUAAAUGAUAUUGUGAUCGCAAUAUUAGAAUUACUAAGAUAUCACUCACGAGUCCUUUAUAUCGAUAUUGACAUCCAUCACGGAGAUGGUGUCGAAGAGGCCUUCUACACGACUGACCGAGUUAUGACCUUAAGCUUUCAUAAUUUUGGCGAAUUUUUCCCGGGAACGGGAGAUAUAAAUGACAUUGGCUUCGGAAAAGGAAAAUAUUACGCGGUGAAUUUUCCUUUGAGAGAAGGUAUAGAUGACGAUAUGUACAUAAGAGUGUUUGAACCGGUUGUAACUCGGGUAAUCGAAUGGUAUCAACCCUCUGUAAUCGUUCUACAAUGUGGUGCAGAUUCAUUAAGUGGGGAUCGUUUGGGAUGUUUUAAUCUGUCGUCUCGAGUUUUAGGAGGUGGUGGAUAUACGAUAAGUAAUGUGUCGAGGUGUUGGGCAUAUGAAACAGGUGUAAUAGUUGGACAAGAAGUUGGGCCAGAAUUACCACAAGAUUGUUCAGAAUCAGAUGGUCGAGAUUAUUUUGGACCCAGCAGAUUAUUAGACGUUUUACCAAGUAAUAUGGAGAAUAGAAAUUCAUGGGAGAUGCAAAUAUUCGAAAAUUUACAAAGAUCAAGACAUACACCUAGUGUCCAAAUGCAAGGCAAAUAUCUUAUAUCAUUAUUACCGCGGAUACAAGACCAAAAUAUAGUGCCUGAUAAUGAAUAUGGCGAUAAUAGCGAUUACGAAGAUUAUGAUGAUUACGAAAGAUCUACAUAUAAAAUACCGACACCAGCUGGAUACGGACCAUCUAGAUAUGUACGAACACAUCGAUAUAAACUGACGGAGGGUAGAUCGGAGACAAAUAAUCAUAAUGAUCUCUACCACGAUAGUGACCUCAAUAACGACCUCAAUAACGAUACUAAUCAAUAUAAUGGCGGUACCACCAAUGGAACAAACGGAUCAUUUACCAACGGAACUAAUGGCACUAUCACAUCAUUAUCGGAUUACCGUCUCGAUGUGAAUGGAUUUCUUUCAACGGAUUCAUCAUCGUUAGAUGAUACAAUGUUAAAUGAUCAAAUUUCUUCUUCAUCAGACAGUUAUUUCGAUAGCCGUUAUGUACAACCAAAUUCUAAUGGCUGGUCAACGACAUAA
This is a messenger RNA of Diversispora eburnea, 1281 nucleotides long. NCBI's taxonomy places the organism in Eukaryota, Fungi, Glomeromycota, Glomeromycetes, Diversisporales, Diversisporaceae. The record is from the annotation of a GenBank genome assembly.